This is a messenger RNA of Lachancea nothofagi CBS 11611, 705 nucleotides long. NCBI's taxonomy places the organism in Eukaryota, Fungi, Ascomycota, Saccharomycetes, Saccharomycetales, Saccharomycetaceae. The record is from the annotation of a GenBank genome assembly.
AUGUUCGCUGCCAUUGCUUCAGGAAAUCCGUUACAACUCUCGACAGAAGUGCCAAACUCUAACAGCCUUCAGCAUACCAUUGUUUUGUCGUCUACGAAACCCAAAUCUUACUCGCAUAUCUCCUUAUUUAUAUUGCCGAAUGUGACAUUUCCGCCCGACUUCGCCGGUACAGUCUAUUUCAAAUUAAGCCCUACAGAGGAGUUCAAACUUUUUGGUUAUCUGAGUGCUGAAAAGCCUAGCGCCAUAUUCAAAGUCAGAAUUCCCAACGCCAACAACUCGGGUGCAGCAGAUGAUGGGGAUGGACUAGGCGAAAUCGAUAUGGAGGACGAUAUAUCAGGAGCAGGGCAACCUGCGUGCAACAUAUCCGAAAUUAUUAUAGGAAUUUCGAUAGAACCGAAAGACCAAGCGCUAGCAAAACUACAAGAAAUAAAACUUCAACAAGCGAGCGGAGAAAGCUCUAGCUCUCUCGUCGUUGCACGCGCUAGCCAAGCCGGAAUAACAAGUCCUGGUCAACUUGCCCAAAUAUAUCCUAUUUUGACGCAACAGCUAGCAGCCAAGAUUGUCAAGCAUGCGCAUAAUUAUUUAACGGGAUUUCUAGAUCUGCAAGGAAAUGUGCCAAUAAAAGCAUUUGACGCUUGGUGGAACAAGUUUAAGAUGAGGCUAGAAAAGGACGGUCAAUUUCUAAAUGAAGUGACCGAAGAUUAG